AUGUCCUGCUACGACCUGUGUCCCCCCACCUCCUGCGGGCCGACCCCCCUGGCCAACAGCUGCAACGAGCCCUGCGUCAGGCAGUGCCAGGACUCCACCUACGUCAUCCAGCCCUCCCCCGUGGUGGUCACCCUGCCGGGACCCAUCCUCAGCUCCUUCCCCCAGAACACCACCGUGGGAUCCUCGGCCUCUGCAGCUGUCGGGGACGCUCUCAGCGCUGGGGGGGUCCCCAUCAACUCUGGCAGCUCCUCAGGACUCGGCACCCUUGGCUACUCAGCUCUGGGUGGCCUCUACGGGAGGUCCUCCAGGCGCUACAAUCGCUGUGGGCCAUGA
This is a messenger RNA of Indicator indicator, 333 nucleotides long. Its product is annotated as feather keratin B-4-like. Gene Ontology annotation, molecular function: structural constituent of cytoskeleton. The transcript has a single exon. The record is from RefSeq and is a predicted model, not a curated record. The coding region runs from base 1 to 333 and encodes 110 amino acids. Gene Ontology annotation, cellular component: intermediate filament. Lineage: Eukaryota; Metazoa; Chordata; Aves; Piciformes; Indicatoridae.